AUGAGCGAAGAUGGAGGCUUUACCAUUGAUCAGUUGAUGGAGCUAGCGGGGCUGAGUGUUGCAGAGGCUGCAUACCGAGUCCACCCGCCAUCCAAGGGAAAGAAUGUUCUUAUCGCCGCCGGACCUGGCAACAAUGCAGGAGGUGACGGCCUCGUCGCCGCCCGCCACUUACACCACUUCGGCUACACACCACGCAUCUACUACCCCAAGCCCACGAACGCGCCGAUCUUCAACGGCCUCCAGAAACAACUGCACCAUCUUCACAUCCCGUUCCUGAAAUCCCUUGAGGACUUCACCUCUGCGCUUUCCAGCUCGGACCUGGUGAUCGAUGCCUUGUUCGGCUUCAGCUUCAAACCGCCUGUCCGCGCGCCGUUCGACACGGUCUUGUCAGCGAUAAUUGACAGCAAGAAGCCCGUUCUUGCCGUGGACAUUCCGUCAUCAUGGGACGUCGAGGGUGGGCCGCCAGAAAAGGGCGAGCUAGGCAGUGAAUUCAUGCCCACGUACAUGAUCAGCUUGACCGCGGCCAAACCUUGCGUCAAGUGGUUCAAGGGUGAGAGGCACUUUAUUGGUGGUAGAUUCCUGUCGGCCGACGUGGCUGGGAAAUAUGGCCUGGAUGUACCGCCGUAUGAGGGUGUCGAUCAGAUUGCCGAAGUGCCUGUCGAUAUCUCCGUGGAGAAGUUGUAA
Molecule: messenger RNA, 684 nt
Organism: Capronia coronata CBS 617.96
Lineage: Eukaryota; Fungi; Ascomycota; Eurotiomycetes; Chaetothyriales; Herpotrichiellaceae
Product: YjeF
Exons: 3
Coding region: 1-684 (227 amino acids)
Cellular component (GO): mitochondrion
Molecular function (GO): NAD(P)HX epimerase activity
Source: RefSeq, a predicted model, not a curated record